UGCUCUGCUUGCGCCCUUGCCAGUCUCUCUCUCUCUCUCACCAGCCUCAUGGCGCGCUCCCAGAUGUCUUGCCCUCUCUUCCUCCUCUGCUCCCUCCUGCUGCUGCCCUCGGUGCUGCUGCAGGAGACGGUAGUACCUGGGGGCAUUAUCAAAAUACCCGUCACAAAUGAGGGGGUGAAGGAAGCCGCCGCUUUCGCCGUGGAGCAAUACAACAAGGGCAGCCAAAACGCCAAUUAUUUCAAGGAGCUGAGAAUUGUGAAGGCAAAGUCCCAGGUGGUUGCAGGUGUGAAAUACAUUCUUACGGUGGAAGUGGGGAAAACCGUGUGUGAAAAGAGCAUUGGGCCAAUGACAUUCAGCGAGAUCCAGAAAUGUGAACUGGCUCCACAAGAUCAGAGAGAGAAAGUGACCUGCAACUUUCAGGUCUGGUCCCGUCCUUGGCUGAAGGAGACACAGGUGGUAGGCUCGAGCUGUUUGUAAUCUGGAUGACCGAGGUGGACCUCACGGGCCGAGAACAACGCAGGCAAAUCAUUCUGCCAAGUGACCUCUUGGGCGCAGCCUGGUUUCUUCCAAAGAAGAUCCCAUGAGUGGCCAUUCGCAAAUCAUGAAUGAAAUGAUUCGUUGAAGUCCAAAUUCACCUUUUCUGAGUUUCUGGAAUUGUCCCAUGACAUACAUGGGGGACCUUUUUCCCGCUCCUCAAUUCCAUCCCCUUUUCUAUCCUCUUUGGGAAGACGAAUCAAGAUUUUGUUAAUCCGGUUAGUCUUAAUAAAGCUAUCAUCAUG
Thamnophis elegans (Western terrestrial garter snake) is the source of this 779-nucleotide messenger RNA. RefSeq names its product cystatin-like. The transcript is spliced from 3 exons. Lineage: Eukaryota; Metazoa; Chordata; Lepidosauria; Squamata; Natricidae. The record is from RefSeq and is a predicted model, not a curated record. The coding region runs from base 49 to 477 and encodes 142 amino acids. Gene Ontology annotation, cellular component: extracellular exosome. Gene Ontology annotation, molecular function: cysteine-type endopeptidase inhibitor activity.